AUGGCCAUUAGGACAUUCAGGUCAGAUAUAUCUAAACUUCAGUUGCAUAGAUUCAUCAAUAUGGCUACUUCUCAACAGGAAAAAGCACCCAGUUCUAAGCUUCAAUUCACUUUGAAGACCCCAAAAGGUACCAAGGACUGGUACGACAAGGACAUGGUCAUUAGAGAAGAAAUCUUCUCCAAACUGUCCAAAACGUUUAAGCGUCAUGGUGGUACCACCCUAGACACCCCUGUUUUUGAACUGCGAGAAAUUUUGGCCGGGAAAUAUGGCGAGGACUCUAAGUUGAUCUACAAUCUUCAGGAUCAGGGUGGGGAACUAUGCUCUUUGCGUUACGAUUUAACGGUUCCCUUUGCCAGAUUUGUAGCUAUGAACAACAUCCAAAACAUCAAAAGAUACCACAUUGCCAAGGUCUACAGAAGAGAUCAACCAGCCAUGACGAAGGGACGCAUGAGGGAGUUUUACCAGUGCGAUUUUGACAUUGCGGGCAAUUACGAAAGCAUGAUCCCAGAUGCCGAGUGCUUGGCUAUCAUGGUCGAAGGUUUUGCAAGCUUGGGUAUCAAAGAUUAUAAAGUCAAGCUAAAUCACAGAAAGAUUCUAGACGGUAUUUUCCAGGUCGCUGGUGUCAAAGACGAAGACGUCCGUAAAAUCUCUUCGGCUGUCGACAAACUUGACAAGACUCCUUGGGAAACGGUGAAGCACGAAAUUGUGGUGGAAAAGGGCCAAACAGAAGCUACAGCUGACAAAAUUGGUGAGUAUGUCAAACUAAACGGUACUCUUCAAGAAAUUCACGCCUUUCUUUCUAAAGACGCUGCCAUUACCUCUAAUGAAAGGGCAAAGCAAGGUUUGGACGAAUUGGCUACCUUCACAAAGUACGUCGAGGCUAUGGAGAUCGAUUCCUACAUUUCUUUCGAUUUGUCCUUAGCCAGAGGUUUGGAUUACUACACAGGUAUCAUCUUCGAGGCCGUUACCAAGGGUUCGGCUCCUCCCAAAAAUGCCGAAGAACUCAAAAAGAAGGCCAAAAAUGCAGAGGACGCGUCGGAAUACGUUGGUGUGGGCUCGAUCGCCGGAGGCGGUCGCUAUGAUAAUCUUGUAAACAUGUUUGCGGAAGCUACAGGUAAGAAGGCGGUUCAAAUCCCUUGUGUCGGCUUUUCGUUUGGUAUCGAGAGAAUUUUCUCUCUCAUUAAGCAAAGGGCUGAACAAGCUGCUGCUAUCAGACCCACUGCCACAAAGGUGUACGUCAUGGCCUUUGGUGGAGGCAAAGACUGGACUGGUUACUUACCGGAGAGAAUGAAGGUUGCCAAACAACUUUGGACUGCAGGUAUUGAAACCGAGUUCGUUUACAAAGCCAAGGCCAACCCUAGAAAGCAAUUUGAUGCCGCCGAUAAAUGCGGGUGUCCCUUGGCUGUUAUCCUUGGCAAAGAAGAAUAUCUCGAAAAUAAACUGAGAGUCAAGAAGCUGGGGCCAGAAUUUGCCAACGAUGAUGGCGAACUAAUCGAUGCAGCAGAUUUGAUUAAGGUAGUAAAUGAGAAAUUGGCCGAAGUCUACACAGAUGGAACUGAUGAGAUAACCAAGUUGUUCCAAGGUUUGUGA
Messenger RNA from Lachancea dasiensis, 1590 nucleotides. The record is from the annotation of a GenBank genome assembly. Lineage: Eukaryota; Fungi; Ascomycota; Saccharomycetes; Saccharomycetales; Saccharomycetaceae.